Messenger RNA from Paramuricea clavata, 702 nucleotides. The record is from the annotation of a GenBank genome assembly. Lineage: Eukaryota; Metazoa; Cnidaria; Anthozoa; Malacalcyonacea; Plexauridae.
AUGGUCUCUGGCUUUGUUGAUGUGGGUGCAGAUGGUCUCUCUGGUUUGGUUGAUGUGGGUGCAGAUGGUCUCUCUGGCUUUGUUGAUGUGGCUGCAGCUGGUUUCUCUGGCUUUGUUGCUGCAGGUGCAGAUGGUCUCUCUGGCUUUGUUGAUGUGGGUGCAGAUGGUCUUUCUGGCUUUGUUGCUGCAGGUGCAGAUGGUCUCUCUGGCUUUGUUGAUGUGGCUGCAGCUGGUUUCUCUGGCUUUGUUGAUGUGGGUGGGGGUGGUUUCUCUGGCUUUAUUGAUGUGGGUGGGGGUGGUUUCUCAGGCUUUGUUGAUCUGGGUGUUGGUGGUUUCUCUGGCUUUGUUGAUCUGGGUGUUGGUGGUUUCUCUGGCUUUGUUGAUGUGGGUGUGGGUGGUUUCGCAGGCUUUGUUGACGUGGGAAGAGAUCGUUUGUCUGGCUUUAACGAUGUCAGGGCAGGUGGUCUCUCUGAAGUGGUUUCUGAUGCUCGCUGCAUAUUUAUUGACAUGGGUACAUGUGGUUUCUCCGACUUUCUUAAUGUGAUUUCUGGCGGUCUCGCAGCAUUUGUUGAAGUGGUUUCUGUUGGUCGCUGCACAAUUAUCGAUGUAGGUGCAAAUACUUUCUCUGCAUUUGUUAUAGACUCAAUAUCCAUUGCAACAGAGUCAGCCAUCUACUUUGCUAUAUGUCGAAGUCUUCUUUAA